GUUCAGCUGUGUUUUGGAUUGUAAUUUUGUUCGGCAAAUGGAUAGUGUUCGGUAUCAUACAGAGCGAGAUGGCGACGCUGAUACUGGAUAUAAUGUACAACGUCGAGACUCAGGACGAUUUCAGCGACAAUUUCUACAUGACGAUGUCUCUGCUCGGUUGCAAUUGCAAGCUGCUUAAUUUCAUGAUCUAUCGUGACGAGAUUAUGAUUCUGAUAAACACUCUGCGGGAAGAGCCUUUCUUGCCUAAAAAUCCAGCAGAGGUGGACAUAAAGAUGAAAUUCGAUAAGAUAAUCGAAUCAAAUGCAGUUCAAUUUCUAACCGUAGUACAGUGCAUUUUAAUGGUGUCCUGGGUCAGCACACCGAUCAUGGAAUCGAAGAGCAGAAAAUUAGUGUUUCGCUCGUGGAUACCGUACAAUUACUCUUCACCGACACUGUACGGUGUCACGUAUAUGCAUCAAAUGAUCAGCACGACAGCUGACACGGUUAUGCACAUUGCCGUCGACACUCUUUUCAAUGGAUUUCUCCUAUGCAUAUAUUGUCAGUUGGAGAUUCUGGAGUAUCGUCUGCAACAUUUAGCGAAACACGAGCAGAAUUCGGCGAAGGAAUGCGCUCGUCACCAUAACCGCAUAUACAAGUAUGCGGCGACUGUGAACAAAAGCUUUCAAGUGGUGCUGUGCUUUCAGUUCAUAGCGGCUGGUUCGAUGAUUUGCUUCAACAUUUACAGAUUGACGCAAACGAAGAUCACCGAGAAAGGAAUCGAGACGAUCAUGCUCAUGUUUUGCUCGCUGUUACAGAUAUUUUACUACUGUUGGUACGGGAACGAAGUUAAGCAGAAGAGUCUGAAAAUUCCUGAUGCGAUUCUCGCUAGCAACUGGGAAAGUUUGGAUAUCAACUCGAAGAGGACUUUACUGAUGGUCAUGCUACGAGCUACGUUUCCCAUGGAGUUCACCAGUGCUCACGUUGUGUCGGUGAAUUUAGAGUCAUUUAUGACGGUGAUGAAAACUGCUUACUCGGCGUUUAACUUGCUUCAACAGAGGGAAUUUGCGUCGAAGAGAGCGAAAGAUGCGCGUACUAAAGGGGAUUUUCCAUCUGUUAACCAUCACCGGAUAUUCACGGCCGUCUCGUUGGACAUCGCCGUUGAAGAAGAACCUCUACAGAUUACCGAGAUCCUAGACCUUGUACUCGUGGCCGACAAUCGGAACGAUAUCAGUGAAAAUUUGUACACGACACUGGUUAUGGUCGUCACUUGCUUCAAAAUGGCUGCUCUGCUAACGAGCAGGGAGAACAUUAAGAUUUUGGCGAACCUUCUUAACAAGGAGCCGUUUCGGCCAGCGAACGCCGGGGAAGAGGACAUUCAGUCGAGAUUCGAUGAAAUGGCUAUACAGAGAACGAAGGCGUACUUGAGCAUAGUCGGAGGUUGGGCGGUAUGGGCGCAUACGAUGUCGCUGAUCGUGGACUCCUCGACGGGAAAACUGCUCUAUCGCGCCUGGUUACCGUUCGAUCAUACCACGCUGCUGGGUUACAGCGUUGCGUCGAUUCAUCAGAUCGCAUCCUCCAUGAUCUGCACCGCGACGAACACGGCGUUCGACAACCUGUUCAGCGGUCUGUUGAUUCACACGUACUCUCAGUUCGAGAUACUCGGGCACCGGCUGCGCAACAUUCACGGGGACGAGGACGAUUCGGUGAAACAGUGUGCUCGUCAUCAUGGCCUGAUCUACAAAUUCGCAGGCAUGGUGAACGGGGAAUUCAGAGCCGUAAUGUUUAUGCAGUUUCUUGUGAGCACAAGCACGCUGUGUUUCGAUCUCUUUCAGCUGAGCGAGAGCGAAUUCGGCACCGAGUCGACCGACAUGAUCCUCUACGUGAGCUGCACUCUUCUGCAGAUAUAUUACUACUGCUGGCACGGAAACGAAGUCAAGCUGAAGAGUAGCCAAGUUCCGGACAUGAUAUUCGAAAGCGACUGGACCCGUUUCAGCAACAACGCUAAGAAGAUCCUGCUGGUGAUGAUGAACCGAGCAACGGUGCCGAUCGAGUUCACCAGCCUCUACCUCGUGACCAUCAAUCUCGAAUCUUUCAAGGCGUUGGUCAAGACGUCUUACUCGGUAUUUAAUCUACUUCAGCAGACGAAACAAUGACAAGAACGAUCAUGGACUAUAUCGGUUCACGGUUCGAUCGAAAACAUUAUUGAAACGAACUUUUCGAAAAACGCAGAAAACGGAUAG
Molecule: messenger RNA, 2219 nt
Organism: Nomia melanderi (Alkali bee)
Lineage: Eukaryota; Metazoa; Arthropoda; Insecta; Hymenoptera; Halictidae
Source: RefSeq, a predicted model, not a curated record